AUGGAUUGCAUGGAGGAUGAGGUGAAGGCGUCCGAGCAGAUCCAUGAUGGAGUGCAGGGCCAGGCGGGCUGCCUUCGUCCUGCAUAUGGCAUAUGCACUGUGUCCGCCCUGCUUCUUGAAUCUACAGUAGACGUCGCAGCAUGUAGAAGCAAUCAGGCCGCCCCCGCUACGCCAAAACUGCAUUGGCUGUGGAGCCCUGAAUCGCUGCCGAGCCAUCAGGAGACCUACGAGGAUGGAUCCUCCUAUGAGGGCCAGCUGUCGGACGGCAGGCAAGGGUGCACAAUUGUGCCAGGAUGUGCCACUAGGCCCAUGCCGUCUACAUCUGUCUACAAGUCUGCAAGGUUCAGGGAUAGGGCGGGCGGAUAG
Symbiodinium natans is the source of this 366-nucleotide messenger RNA. The record is from the annotation of a GenBank genome assembly. Lineage: Eukaryota; Dinophyceae; Suessiales; Symbiodiniaceae.